This is a messenger RNA of Loxodonta africana (African savanna elephant), 6981 nucleotides long. It is a transcript of the gene VGLL3, whose product is annotated as vestigial like family member 3. Gene Ontology annotation, biological process: regulation of transcription by RNA polymerase II. Gene Ontology annotation, cellular component: nucleus. Lineage: Eukaryota; Metazoa; Chordata; Mammalia; Proboscidea; Elephantidae. The transcript is spliced from 4 exons. Bases 83 to 1072 code for a protein of 329 amino acids. The record is from RefSeq and is a predicted model, not a curated record.
CUGCGGCGGCGGCGGCGCCCCUCGCGCGAGCGCGUAAAGCUGCGGCGGCGGCAGCUUGGGGGCCGCCGCUGCCCCUGCUGCCAUGAGUUGUGCGGAGGUGAUGUAUCACCCCCAGCCGUAUGGAGCGCCCCAGUAUCUGCCCAACCCUGUGGCAGCUGCGACCUGCCCCACAGCCUACUACCAUCCGGUGCCCCAACCUGGCCAGCAGAAGAAGUUAGCGGUAUACAGCAAGAUGCAGGACUCUCUGGAAGUCACCCUUCCCAGCAAACAAGAGGAGGAGGAGGAGGAGGAGGAGGAGGAGGAGGAGGAGAAAGACCAGCCUGCCGAGAUGGAGUACCUUAACUCUCGCUGUGUCCUUUUCACUUAUUUCCAGGGAGACAUUGGGUCAGUAGUGGAUGAACACUUCUCAAGAGCUUUGGGCCAAGCCAGCACCCUCCAUCCAGAAUCUGCCAUUUCAAAAAGCAAGCUGGGGCUAACCCCCCUAUGGCGAGACAGCUCAGCUCUCUCAAGCCAGCGGAGUAGUUUCCCAACUUCGUUUUGGACCAGCUCUUACCAGCCCCCACCUGCACCCUGUCUGGGGGGAGUGCAUCCUGACUUCCAGGUCACUGUGCCCCCUGGCACCUUUACUGCAGCAGACCCCAGCCCCUGGCCAGGACACAGCCUGCACCAGACUAGCCCAGCCCCUCACCCUCCUGUGUCCGAGUCCUGGCACUACCCUUUGGCAUCUCAGGUGAGCCCAUCCUACAGCCAUAUGCAUGAUGCAUACAUGCGGCAUCACCACCCCCACGCCCACAUGCACCACCGCCACCACCACCACCACCACCACCACCACCACCCUUCUGCUGGCUCCACCCUGGACCCGCCAUAUGGGCCUCUGUUAAUGCCAUCAGUGCGCGCAGCCAGAAUUCCUGCUCCCCAGUGUGACAUCACAAAGACAGAUCCGACUACAGUCACUACUGCUACCUCAGCGUGGGCCGGGGCCUUCCAUGGGACAGUCGACAUCGUGCCAAGUGUGGGGUUUGAUACAGGUCUACAACAUCAAGACAAGAGCAAAGAAUCGCCGUGGUACUGAAACACACAGUAUUAGCAAGUCAGUUUGCUGCAUGAAUCCAAGGGCCACUGGGAAAAGAUGCUGCCGGGAUUUGCCAUUCUGCAAUGGGACAAAAUAGACAUGGAAGGAGAAGAGGAAGUGUUAGCCAGUUGACUUUUGUUUUGAGCCUUUUCUUGAGAAAGCAGAGUGCGUCCUAGAAAUUGAAGAAAAGCAGUUUUGUGUUUGUUUUUUUCCCCCUCAUCUGAGCCUUUACCAACUGUGUAACUCUCUGUUUGUUUUUUUUAACUACAUGGUUUAAUUUUUUGUUUCAUUUUGAUUUUGUUUUUCUUUUGGAACCAACCACCUUGUCAGGAAAAAAAAAAAAUUAACCACAAAUGAAAAUGCUAAUUCUUUCAGGAAUAAAUUUCAUAGUUUUGUGUGCAUCUAUUUUUGUAGAAAUACAGAAAGUUUGAUUUAGCAUUGAUAGGUUACUUUCAAGGGAUUUUUUUUUUUAAUAUUGUAAAAAUUGUUAAGUUCUGUUUAAAGAACUUGCUUUUUCAGAGAAGCACUGGCAAAAUGUUUAAAAUACUGAUUGUCAAGAUGUCUGUGAUAUGCUCUGUCCAUGCUUUCUAGGUUACCUCAAGUGUUUGAUAUUUUCUCCUUUUUACAAAGUAGCACCAUUGCCAAGCCAAUGCAGUAUUGUUUUUACAUUAAAUCUCAGUGAAUGUUUAAUUCCAUGCCAGCUCACUUAACUUUGAGUUGUAUGUAUAGCUUUAAAAGGAAGUUUUUUAAUGACUGCACUAAAGUAAGGAAAUUUUAUUACUUUAAUUUCUCCCAAAGAGUACUUGGAAGUUGACUAAGAAGAAAGUUUGCAUAAACUUUCAGUCAGAAGGAGAGUUUGCCUAGAAUAAAAUUCUUUCUAGUCCAUCCAACUUUGAUAAAUAGAACCAGAAUUUAUAAGUAACUACUGGAAGAAAUUUAUUUAACCUUGCUACCUGUGAGUGCCAGUGACUUAUUUUUCUUGUUUCUAAUUAGUUAUUCAUGACAGUUUUAGAAGUCAUUAUUUUAAGUGGAUUUUUUUUUUUCCUUGGAGAGAGAAUUUGAAGGGAUAAUAUCUGGCAAGGUACUCAACAUGUCACAAAGCCUUUAUCAAUGGCUGUUUCUGGUAAUAUCACCCAGCAUUAUAAACUGAAAAAAGUGAUAUAUCUUAUAUGUAAUAUUUUAAACAUAGGGUUUUACAAUUAUUUACUUUUGGGUUUAUAUCUGGUUUGGGAUUUAUAUCUGGAUUUAGUUCUAUUUAAGAAAAAAAAUUAACGCAAAAUGAGGUUUAAAUUGGGAUUAAUGCCACCAUUAUUGGAAAUAGUUAAAACAUGGAAAAUUUGAAGAUUCCACUUGACAUAGCCAUGAGGAUCUCGAUAAGGUGACAUCUGAAUUUUGAUUAAGAUUCUUAGAAAUAGAUAAAAAUGAUGCAAGUAGCAGUUACUGAUACUUUAAGAAAUUUAAUACGAAGCCAUUUCUUCUUUCAACUGCUCCUAGAGAUGGGCCAUGAUAAAAAGUUAGUGUUAUAUAGAAAUACUACUUUGAUAAAGAAGUUUCUCAAAUUUCCCCCAACCUCCCUCCCCAGCCACGUGAAAUACCACGUUCAGUGAAAUGCCACUUUCCAUCUUGAAUUGCAUAUGUUAUGUGUAUGAAAAUUUUAAACAUAUUAAACAGCACUAGAUACUUAGCUAGACAGAGUUUUCACAGGUCAUUUACAGACAUUCCCCUGGCUAUAUUUUAUUCAUUAUUUUUCUUUUCUGGUGCAUCCUGUGAGUGAUAAAUCUAUACACUCCCUUGUACCCUCAUCACUCCAUACACUACUUCUUCUUAACCAGACUCUCCUAACACAAAAACACAUUUUUAUCUAACGUGGGGUUGAAACUUAAGGUAUCUCCACUUACUAAUGAUGUGAAUUUAAAUUCUUAGGCGUCAGUUUGGUUAAAUUAUCUACAUUUUGAUUCAUUCGAAUAUUUACCAUACAUAAUUUUGUCCAUAGCUAUGGAACAAAGAGCUGAAUAAAUCUAUAAAAUUCAUUUUCUCCUGGGUCCUCCUAAGUUCCCAAAGACCAUUAUUCAGAAGUUUCUAUGGGAUGACUGACCUGGGAUUAUUUAUUUGCCUUCUCUUCCCUUGGAACCUGUUACCUUUUCAUUUUCCCCUUAAAUCGAUGUUUUACUGGAACUUGUUCAAAUUAUUCAACUGACUUUCCGCAAUUAAGAAGAGAAAGUGUUAAUUAACUCCUUGCCCUUUUCCUUAUUCUUCACUGAAGUGAAUUAAAGUGGAGAGACCAUACAGAGGGCUUCACCCUGAAUUUAGAAUCUGCCGUAUGACACUUCUCGUUACUGCCAGACAAAGCUUUGGCUCUAUGGGCCAAGAUAAGUUAGAGACCUGAGUUUUGAUGUGCACAGGGAGCUCUCCCCUGGAAGACAAGCCCAGCUAUUGUUGGCAUGCUACCAUCCAAGUAGUAGGUCAAAAUCUUAAGUAGAAAGAGGAUGAGGGCAUUUCUCAAUAAUUUUAUGGCAUCCCUUGCUAUGACCGUAUUACUACCAGAAGUAAGAGGAUGAGUUGUAAUUUAACAUACUAUUCUGACUUCAUUUACGUUCAAAUUUUAUCACUUUGGGGAAUUAGUUUUCUCAGAUCAAAAUGAUGCUGUUGAACUUAAAGGCUUUCAAGCUGCCAUUUUGAGAGCUACCACCUCCCUCCGUGAUUUCAGUUAGAAUCCUUCCACCGUUGACUAUCUUGCAAAUUAGACUUUAUUCAAGCUUUCUUAAAAACUUGUGAACUAGACACUAGAAAAUCGUCUCUUUUAUUCUCAAUGUAAUGUAUUCUUCCAACAUUAAACCAUCACUAGUAAAGAAACAACAUUAGGUUGGCAGGUUAAGAUCCUAACAGAUUGUUUGGCCCUCAUUGUUUAUUAGUAAAGAGCCUCAAAGAAUAAAAAAAGAAAACAACAAACCCAUAACCACCUCCUCCUACCUUCUCUUUUCCUUUUCUCCUUUCUCCUUCUUGUUAAAAUGAUUUUCUUUAUUAUUUUAAGCACACAUGGCAAGGAUUACUCUAAAAUUUACAAAUUGAGAACUAGUAGAUUGUAAAUAGUUGAGGAAUUCAUUUUUUUAUAACAAACUUUUUAUUAAAAACACCAGUUAUACUCACAGGCACAAAAUAAGUUCUUGAGGAACUGGUUAUUAUACAGAUCGUAUGUACCCAUUCCUGUUCUAAGAUCUGCAGACUUAUGACAAUCUAGCUUCUGGGUUUGCGAUCUGGUUUAACGUGAGAUGUGUAAUUUAAAGUGGCAAUUAGAAACUAUUUCAAGAAACUGCACAUCCCUUUGUUAUUUGAUAAUUCAGACAAUGGAGCAAUGGCAUUAAGUGGUGAGAAAGGAAAGUAUGUUAGAGCCCUGUCUGGGGGAUGACUAGAGAAGCAGAAUAGAUUGAUGGAAAAGGGCAUUAGCCUGGACAUGAGGCCAUUCUCUGAAUUCUGGCUUAGCUACGGUUAGACAUAUGUUUUCGGGUUUCAUUUUUCUCAUCAGUAAAAUGGGAUAAUACUAUCUCAUUGACAGACUGUGUGUGUGUGUAUCUCGCUCAUAGUAGGUACUCAGUAAAUGACAGCUACCACAAAUGUCUAUCCAUUGAGUGAGUAGAUCAUAAAAUUGAGUUCCCAAAUGUUCCUUCUUUUCCUUCUCCAUACCCAUUUCUGUAACAAUCAAAUAUAUAUAUAUAUAAAACUUUGUACUUCUCCAGAAGAAAUGUUGAAAGAAAAUCUUUGUCUCCUGCUAGGUGUGGGUGAUAAAAUAUCAAUUUCUUAAUUAACUCUGAUUUGUUUAGUGUGUCAUUUAUGAAGUAAAAUAAAUUUACUACUUUGUGGUAUAUAAGUCCAACUCUGAGUUUUCUUACAUAUCCCAAAACUUUACUCAUCUAGGACCUUAUGAAUUGUUUUCUUCAAAAUUAAGGCAAGAGUUUUGUUCAAUCUCCAACAUUCAUAUUUUUCAGUUAUAUUUUGGGCUUCUUUGGCCCCUGAAAUGAACACAUUCCCUUUGAAGUUAUCAAACUUUUUUAGUUGCCUGGAAGGAAUAGUUGCAAAAUAUGGAUGGAAAAAAAUCCUCCACAUGAAAAGGGGGGAAAAAUACCCAACCCUUUACAAUCUCAGUCAGCAGAUUUAACUCCAUUUCAGAAAAAAAGAAACAAUUUUAUUGGAAGCAGAUGUUGACACCAUGUCAGUUAUUGAAGGUGGAAAGAGUUCACGCAAACCAGGGCAGAUACAAAGGGGUAUUGAUGGCAGUGAGAAAUCCUGUGAUCGAUCACCUUCACAGCCAACAGAAACACAGCAGAGACGAGUCCACUGAAAUGUUGUACAGGACCCUAAAAACGUAAGAUUCUUUUCCUCCCUCCAGGGUCAAUGACACAGCUUUCACAAAUAUAAGGGCUGGCUUGAGAGUGAAAUCAGAAAUUUAUUUUCUAAAAAUAUGGCUCAAGAACUUUUUAAAACUAUCAUUAAAGCAUCAGAACUAUUAUUAAGGUGUUUUUUGAAAACUUAAGCUGAAGUUUUAGGCAAAUAAACCUGUGGAAGACGAAUCUAUAAACCAUACAAAAGAGGGUUAGUUUGGGUUGAGUGGGGCAUGGGUGGAGCUUUUAAGGAAAUAUCCAUUUUGAUAGCUUCAAAAUGCCAGUUACCUUGGUAACUUGGUCAUGGAGAUUGGCCACAGAGCUGACUUUUAGAAUUUUUCAGUAGCUUUUUUCAUUUUAGUGCUCUCUGGAAAUUUUACCCUAUACACUUUUUUACCCUAUAGAAAUAAUCUUUAUUGUUAAAAUAUCUUGAUUUUAAAAUGGCUCUUAUUGUCUGUUGUGCCUUUUUGCUUGUUUCAAAAUGUUUCUGUUGUUUUAAAUAAUUGAUGAAACAAGAGUUUUCUUGAAAUUGUACUCAAAUUAACUUGAUCCAGUAAAUUUACCUGAAUCUCCUUUAUAAGUUCCAAGAAACGUUAAUAGAUUUCAGCGUAACUUACAAAUUCCAUUGUGUGAGUAAUUAAUGAAUCCUUCUAGAAAAGAGCAAAAGAAAAAACAAAUUUUUUUUUUUUUCCUAGAAAAGAGCAGGUCACCCUCAAUUAGUUUCCUUUUUAACAAUGUCUCAUUACUUAAUUUCAACCUAAGAAUAACUCUUUUAGGAUACAGGAUUCUUUAAUUAAUAUUUUUGGUGUAUGCAUAUGAUGUGAACUUUUAUAAUUUCUCUUUAUACUAAUAGAGAUGUACAUUUUUUCUAUGCUGUGGUUAGGACAAAAGUUAAUGAUUAUUUACACAUUCAAUUUAAUUUCUUAGGCUAUUUACAAUCUUGAAUAUUAUAUCUGAUUUAAAAAUACUAUUCCAUACAUUUUUCAGGAUAUACAAUAUAGGGAAGUAUUUUCAUUUCAUUUAUUUGUAUAAUUUUUAAGUGCGUAUAUUGCAAGGGAAGAUAUGCAUUAGAUUUGUUUUCAUCAUGUAAAUCUAGGUAAAGUGAAAUACUUUUAUGAAAAAGGAAUUACACAGUAUGGUGAACUCUAUAUUUUUCACUUGAUUAAGCAAACUUAAAAGUAAUAAUAGGAAUAUCUUGCAUCAUUCAUUGAAAUGCAAUGAAAUUCAAGAUUUUUCAGUUUUGUAAACAAUUUUAUGCUAGCUUAAUUUUACCUGCCUAGAAAAAGAAAUUUUAACUAUGAGGUCAUUUCUGAAUUGACAAAAAUAUAUAAUUCACAAAACUUCUGGUUUUAUAAAAUCAUAUCCUUUUCUGUUAUUUUGUUGGAUGGUGGUGGGGAGACAUUUUCUCAUUUCUAUUCACUCUUCCAAUCUGGGUCCCAUAACUCUGUGUUGAUGAUAUAAGGUGAUAGAAGACGUUGUAGUAAAAACAGAUGUCAUUGUCUUCAAUCUGUUCAAUAAAUAAUUUAAUGUGAA